Molecule: messenger RNA, 222 nt
Organism: Mesorhabditis spiculigera
Lineage: Eukaryota; Metazoa; Nematoda; Chromadorea; Rhabditida; Rhabditidae
Source: the annotation of a GenBank genome assembly
AUGGACACGCAGUACACGAUAGAGCCCGUCCCCGGCUACGAAUUUCUGCAGCGUACGGCGCCCGAUCUCCCCUCUCACGCGAGCCGCUAUAACGGGAAGCCCCUCACAUUGAAUGAAAGGUUCGGAAUCUACGCGCGCGGCUACCUCAUCCAUGCGAUCGAGACCGAAUCCGAUGAACGACACGAGCGACUCGUCAAGACCAAAACAAUCACCAAGACCAAG